CCGUGAGCGGGGACAGCGGGCGGCGUGUCCCUGCGCCCGGUCCUGCCCCCCCGUCCUCCUCCCGGAGCGGGGAUGAGCGAGACCCGCGCCAGGGGAGUCGCCGCCUAGACCGGCAGCCAGGAUGGUGCCCCUGCAGCCCCUGCCCCUCGUCGUGGUCCAGGGCGUCCUCCAGCUCGUAUUCUGUGAUGCCAGUCGGGUCGUACAAGCUGCGGACGUGCUGGACUGGGAAGACAAGGAUGCUGCAGAGACACUGGUUGACAACGUGGUCCACUCCAGGAUGAUCAACCCCUUACGCCUGUUUGUUAAGCCAUCUCCAGUACUGAAACACGGCCAGGUGUCCUACUCAGACAGCAUAGAAAACUUUUGGGAUUGGUUGUCCAACAUCACGGAGGUUCAGGAAUCUCUGGCACGAACUAAACGCAGACCUAUAGUAAAAACUGGGAAAUUCAAGAAAAUGUUUGGAUGGGGCGAUUUCCACUCUAACAUCAAAACUGUUAAGCUGAACCUCCUGAUCACGGGGAAAAUCGUCGAUCAUGGCAAUGGGACCUUCAGUGUUUAUUUCCGACAUAACUCCACGGGUCUGGGGAAUGUUUCUGUCAGCCUGGUGCCACCUUCCAAGGUGGUUGAGUUUGAACCAUCUCCACAGUCAACGCUGGAGACCAAGGAAUCCAAGUCCUUCAACUGCCGAAUCGAGUACGAAAAAACAGACCGCGCUAAAAAAACUGCCUUGUGCAAUUUCGACCCUUCAAAGAUCUGCUACCAAGAGCAGACCCAAAGCCAUGUCUCCUGGUUGUGUUCCAAACCCUUUAAGGUCAUCUGCAUUUACAUCGCUUUCUACAGCGUCGAUUACAAACUGGUGCAGAAGGUCUGCCCUGACUACAACUACCACAGCGAGACGCCGUACCUGUCCUCCGGCUGACACAGUGCAGUCAGCAUCAGUCACAAAAAUAAGCAUUUCCACUAACCUUUUGGAGAAGAAUAUGUUUUUCCUAUCAGGUUAAAAAAAAAAGUCUUUAAAAAACUGUAGCUGUGUUUGUGCCGUAUCGUAACUAAUCAAACUGUUUAUGUAACAAUCACUUUCA
Molecule: messenger RNA, 1082 nt
Organism: Lepidothrix coronata (blue-crowned manakin)
Lineage: Eukaryota; Metazoa; Chordata; Aves; Passeriformes; Pipridae
Gene: NXPH2
Product: neurexophilin 2
Exons: 2
Coding region: 122-919 (265 amino acids)
Molecular function (GO): signaling receptor binding
Source: RefSeq, a predicted model, not a curated record